Octopus sinensis (East Asian common octopus) is the source of this 13906-nucleotide messenger RNA. Its product is annotated as E3 ubiquitin-protein ligase HUWE1. Lineage: Eukaryota; Metazoa; Mollusca; Cephalopoda; Octopoda; Octopodidae. Bases 265 to 13857 code for a protein of 4530 amino acids. Gene Ontology annotation, biological process: positive regulation of protein catabolic process; proteasome-mediated ubiquitin-dependent protein catabolic process; protein polyubiquitination. The record is from RefSeq and is a predicted model, not a curated record. The transcript is spliced from 78 exons. Gene Ontology annotation, molecular function: protein binding; zinc ion binding; ubiquitin-protein transferase activity. Gene Ontology annotation, cellular component: nucleus.
UCCGGGUACUGUUGAACGCUUUUUUACAAGAUGGCAGCUUGCUCCUGAAAUUCGAGGUGUUUUUUACAACACUUGAGUGUGUGUCUUUUUGUUGCUUCACCUUCCUGCCGAUCAACAUCACUGCUGCACUAUGGUGUCCUAUUACCAAUAAGACGACUACGGGGGAAACGCACAUCUUCUCUGUUUCAGCCUCUUCGCUUUUUUCCUUUGGCAGUGAAAAGAACACAUGAAUCCAAUGAUUGACGAUCAAACUGUCGAUUCAACAUGAAAAUUGAUAGGACCAAGUUGAAAAAGUCAUCAACAGAUGUGCCUGCUGACUGUAAGGCACUGAUUGAAAGAUUAAAGAAUUGUUCUGAAGAUGAACUAUUCAGUGAGUUGACCCAUAUAAAGUCAUGGACUUAUGGGAAGUGUGAACUCUACCAUUGGGUAGAUGUUUUGGAUAAAUUUGAUGAAAUCUUGGAGAAAGCAUGCCAGAGCCAUUCUUCCAACAAAUGGACAUUUGCUUGUGAUGUUUUGGGCAAUGAGAAGCUGAAGGACCUGCUACUCCAGGUGCUACAGUUUACAGCCCUACUCAUAGAACACAGCUUCUCCCGACACCUGUACAAUUCGACGGAGUAUUUAACCAUACUACUCUCGUCAUGUGAUAUGACAGUGGUCCUUGCUGUACUUAAUCUGCUGUAUGUUUUUGGAAAACGUUCCAACUUCAUUACCAGGUUGGGUGUGGAGAAGAAGCAAAGUCUCAUAUCUAGACUUACACACUUGGCUGAGAGUUGGGGUGGAAAAGAAAAUGGCUUUGGUCUUGCUGAGUGUUGUAAAAAUAUACCUGUUUCCAAUUUUUCUCCCAGUGCUACUACACUCCAUUUUGAAUUCUAUGCCGAGAACAAAGAUGAAAAAAGUGGGAAAAAGGGUUCUGCCAAUGUCAUAACCUGCAUUCAUAUGGAAAGUGUAGACAAGUGUGGAAAGGUGCCAUCUGAAAUAAUGGAAGAGUUAAUUAACAGUUUCAGCAUCCCAGAGGACCGACAGAUGCUUCUAUAUACUCAUAUUAGAUUAGCUUAUUUGUUCUCCAAAUAUGAAGCUAGAAUACAGUGUGUGCAGGCCCGACUUCAGGCAUUAUCAGUACUUGUAUAUUCUAAUGCCAUUCAAGACAACAUGAAUGCCUUGCUAUAUCCUGGUCUUAUUGAAGAGCUGGUUGAUAUAAUUGAAUUAAAAGAUAUGGAUAUUGUGGAUAUCAAGGCUGCUGCAUUACGGACUCUAACAUCAAUAAUACAUUUAGAAAGAAACCCAAAAUUGAAUGCAAUAAUAGAUGCUACUGGCGCAUCUCUAUAUCAUGGCUUCUUGCCAGUAUUGGUGAGAAACUGUAUCCAACGCAUGAUAGAUCCUAACAUGACUCCCUUCCCUCAACUAUUUGCUACCGCGUUGUUUUCUUUUCUUUAUCACCUUGCCAGUUACGAGAGUGGAGGUGAGGCCCUAGUUUCUUGUGGAAUGAUGGAAUCUUUAUUAAAAGUCAUUAAUUGGUAUGGUGAGGGCCAGGAGCAUAUCACUUUUGUAACCCGUGCUGUUAGAGUUGUUGAUCUCAUCACAAAUAUGGAUAUGGCUGCUUUCCAAGGACAUGGUGGCUUAAAUGCAUUCUUAAACAGACUUGAGCAUGAAGUCAAUGUCUGCAGAAAAGAACAGCCUUUUGUAAUCAGACCAGCCAAAUCCCAUGACAACUCAAUGGAUGUGAAUCCUGAUUCCCCAUCAGCUAUGGAAACUGAUAACAUCCGACAGGAUGGAGUAGAAGCUUCCACUUCUGAUGCUUUACCCAAAGUAGAUAUCAAUGAAUUAAAAGUGGAUAAACCAGGCGUGCAGUGUUUCCCACAAAGAGCUGCAUUAUUAAAAUCUAUGUUAAAUUUUUUGAAGAAAGCUAUUCCAGAUAGCUCCUUUUCAGAAAGCAUCAGGCAUUUAAUGGAUGGUUCUUUACCACAGUCUCUCAAGCAUAUUAUAAGCAAUGCUGAAUAUUACGGACCAUCUUUAUUUUUGUUAGCUACUGAUGUUGUCACAGUGUUUGUGUUUCAAGAACCGUCCUUGCUGUCAUCUCUCCAAGACAAUGGCCUAACUGAUGUUGUUCUUCAUGCUCUCUUGACCAAAGAUGUCCCAGCAACACGUGAAGUUCUUGCAGCUUUACCAAACGUUUUUAGUGCACUUUGCCUGAAUGCAAGAGGUCUCGAGGCUUUUGUUCAGUGUCGGCCAUUUGACAGACUAUUUAAAGUUCUUCUAUCUCAAGACUAUCUACCAGCAAUGCGGCGCCGCAGAAGUUCUGAUCCUUUUGGAGACACUGCCAGUAAUUUGGGCAAUGCUAUGGAUGAAUUAAUGCGACAUCAGCCUUCUUUGAGAACAGAUGCCACCAAAGCUACCAUAAAGCUAUUAGAAGAAGUUUGUGCAAUGGGCCGAGAUAUGAAAUAUAUGUGUCAAAAACCCCAACCAAAAGCUGAGCAAUCCCAGAAUGCUUCGCCUCGAUCACCUCAACCGCCUGAUGGCGGUGGCUCAUCAGACGAGGAUGAAGACGAUGAUGAUAUGGCAAGCACUGCAAGUCAAAGUAGUGGCGCAAAGCAGCUCUUAGCUUCUGAACAGGCACAAAAUUCCCAAGAAAGACUUGCAAUCCCUCUCAUAGACUAUAUUUUGAAUGUAAUGAAAUUUGUGGAAGCUAUCCUCAGCAAUAAUACAACAGAUGAUCAUUGUCGUGAAUUUGUUACACAGAAAGGUCUCACCCCUCUGAUGGGAAUUUUAGGUCUUCCAAAUCUCCCAAUUGAUUUUCCUACAUCCCCUGCAUGUCAGGCAGUGGCUAGUGUCUGCAAAUCUAUCUUGACUUUAUCAAGAGAGCCACAAGUGUUAAAGCAAGGUCUCCUUCGUUUGAAUGAAGUAUUAGAAAGUUUAGAAAACUUCCACAAGCCAUUGCCUCGUCCAGGUGGUUCUCUCCUCCUUCGAGAACUUGCCUUAGCUGCCAACAUUCCUGAUGCUAUCUACUGCCCUCAAGCCACACCUCUAUUACACUCCUUAUCUGCUGCUCAUGCAUACGUUAUGAUGUUUGUUCAUGUCUGCCGAAUGGGACAGAGUGAUAUUCGAACUAUUUCAGUGAGUCACUGGGGUUCUGAACUGGGGCUGCAAGUCUUGACUGGACUUAGCCGUCUUUAUUGCUCUCUUGUGUGGGAGAGCACAGUGUUACUGGCUCUCUGUACGGAAGACAUGUUGCCUGCGGAUUGUGAAUUUGGCCGAGCUGACUUGGAGAAACUAAUGCCAAAAGAUGUCAAAGGUGAUAAGGAUGAAAAGACUACAUCUGAGGGUGGUAAUUCUGCGUCUGGUAGUGGGGGCAUGACUGCUGCUGGCCUCAAGCAUAGCACAGAUGAAAUGGGAAGUAAUGGAGUGAGUGCUGCUCUCGAAUCCCUUACUACUUCCGAAAGCCAAGAAACACCAAUGGAGACAAAUGAGGUAAACAGCUUAGAAAAGGAAUCCAAGAAGUCCAAAUUGUGUCCAACUUUACAAGCUCAGGUGAAACAGCUGAAACCGUUGUUAUCGGUGACCUCUCGGCUUGGCCGAGCACUUGCCGAACUGUUCAGUUUAUUAGUAAAGUUGUGUGUUGGGACCCCUGUGCGACAGCGCCGCAGCCACCAGAUGCCAGCCACGCCCACCAAUCCUACUCCUGCUGCUCAGGCUGUAGCCAAAGCCCUAAUGAAACUGUUGGCUAAUGCUUUCAGUUGGACACCACCUCCAAGUUCUCCUGUGCCUAAAUUGAGGUUAACAUUCCUCGUUUGCUGUGUUGGUUUCCUCUCUCCGAUGCUAUUUGAUGACAAAAAGUUGCCCUAUCACUUAAUGCUGCAGAAAUUUCUAUCCUCUGGAGCACAAGCAGCAUUUUUUGAUUCUUUCAACUGGGCUCUUUCUAUGAGAGGCAAGUGUCCUGCUUCUGAAGGUCUUGAACAUCCAGACCUUCCAGAAGGAACUGGAGAAUUUCUUGAUGCUUGGUUAAUGCUGGUUGAAAAGAUGGUGAACCCUAAAACUGUUACUGAAUCCCCACAUGUCCUUCCUGCCAAAUCCAGCCAACCAGGGUUCGUUCCAUUCAGUCCUGUCCAGUAUUUGAUAACAACACAAAAGGCUGCUUUUAAUGCUGUGAUGAAUCUUUGGAGAAGAAAACCCCUAAAAACCUAUGGCAGCCGUAUGUCAGAAUCUAUGUUGGCCAUUUUGUGCCACAUUAUUAAAGGAGAAAGCAUUAUAAAGGAGCAGUUGGCAAAAGAAAAAGAAGCUACUGAAAAUGCUGCUUCUACUUCCGCUGUUGAUGGCAAAGGAAGAAGGGAAGAACCAGAAGUUAAUCAGAAUCAUUUACAACAGCUGGUAGAUAUGGGCUUCAGCCGUGAACAUGCCAUGGAGUCAUUACUUCAUACUGUGACCUUAGAGCAGGCCACCGAUUACAUACUUACAAACAUGCCACCGUCAAUGACUGCUGGUGUAAGUAGUUCUCUUAUAUCUAAUCAAAGUCUAGAUAUGGAAAUGUCUGAAGAAGAUCAGAUGCUCAGAGCAAUUGCUAUGUCUUUAGGAGAAAAUGUUGUUAUGUCAACUGAUCAGGAGGAAAGUAAGAAAAGAGAAGAAAAAUCCUCUGAGCCAGAAGAUGAAAACCAACAAGCAGAAGAUCCUUUAGAUUCCUCUGUACUGGCAGAUUUCUCUGCCAAUGCAUUACCAGGAUGUUUGUCACUGCUCGACAAGUUACCAGAAACAGUGUAUAGGAUUUGUGACCUUGUCCUUGUAGUGUCACAGUAUGCUGGAGAUGAACUUAGGAAAAAGAUGCUGCAAACCUUGACCAGUGAGAUUUUCCAACUUGGUGAGAAAAUUUCUCGGGAUGUCCGAUCAGCUAACAGCAUGAAAUGUGAAGAUGUAAAGCUGGUUUUAGAAUCUCAAGAAACUACAGCUUUUGGUGCCAGGCUUCAUUUGUUGAGCCUUCUUUGUGAGGAGGUGAUGAUCCCAACAGCCAGAGUAAUUCAGGAUAGCAAUAUUGUAUGUCUGCUAGUAGAUGUAUUGGAAGGAACUCAGGAAUACUUAGCUCAGUCUAAAGAAUCUAUCAGUCUCAAAUGGAUGGCACCUCUUCUUCUCCUUUUGGAUUUAUAUGAAAAAGUAGCUGUGAUAUCCAAACGCAAGACCGAAGCUGAAAUUUUAUUGGCUAAUUGUCACACUUGGAAAUGGUUUGAUGACCGGAGUGGGCGCUGGUGUAAUUACAGUGUGAGCAACAACAAAACAAUCGAUGUAGCCUAUCGACGUGGUGAAUCUAGUGUAAAAUUUCAAGCUGGAAGAAGAAGGUACACGGUUCAUUUUAAUACCAUGGUCCAGAUUAAUGAAGAAACUGGGAAUCGGCGCCCAAUUAUGUUGGCCUUGCCUGGCAAAGAAGAGAUCAAAGAAAAAUCUGCUGCCAGCAACAGCAAGAAUUACCCUGCUGAACCUGCUGCUGCCUCUGAGGUUUCUCAAGAAUCUUCUACUACUAAUCUUGGCACCCCCAGUAAUACCAGUGCUGUAGCAGCAAUAAGCAGUACUACUGCUACUACUACUAGCAGCAACACAUCAGCUGGCGCCCCAGUCUCCCCCCCACCGCCACCCUUACCAUCUAUUUCUGAAGAGACGAAGCAAGAAGUGGUCAUCCAUGGACUCACUGAGGAGAGUUGUUCAAAGGUCAUUGUAUCAAUGGUGAGCUUGUUGUCUGUACAGAUUGGUUCCAACACUUUAAGCGCAGCAUUGCGCUUAAUUCUCCGUCUAACCCGUGAACAUAAAUAUGCCAUGAUGUUUUCUGAACUUGGUGGGCCAAAACUUUUGCUCCAUUUACGACAGCCAGUAUUGUUCCAAGGCUUCACAUCCUUGGUAACCCUCAUCUUUAGACAUAUUCUCGAAGAGUUGUCAGCUCUUAAAUACAGCAUGGAAAAGGUGAUAAAAAUGGCAUCGAUGGGUGUUGGAUCUCCUAUCAGUGGAAUAGCCCAAAGCAGUCCUGGUGCUAAAGAAAUGCAUUACGUAUUACGAAUCCUUGGCCCCGCAGCCUGUCGCUGCCCUGAAGUUUUUGUAGCCAUCGCACAACAGACUCUCCGUAUUGCUUUACCACCCCCAUCCAAAAGAGAUGAAGAUGAAGCACGAUCAGCUGCUCUGAAUACACCUCAGAUGGUGAAAUUUGUCGCGAUACAAUCGUCAACCACAACACCAGUGAAGCGUGUCGUGAAACAGGUGGUAGCUGAGCUGCUAAAUGCAUUGAUUCUAUGCCAUUCCCAAAGUUCUUCUUCUCAGCCAGCCACUAACACAGAAGACCUGGACAGACCAACUGGUCAGGUUCCAUCUGCCACCCAGGAAUUAGCCACAGACUUGUCAUCCAACAGUUUGAAUGCCGAACCACCUCUGAUGGAACAGAAUGCGGUUAGCCUUGCUCCAAUGCCUGUUCCUGAUGUCCCUGAAAAAGAUGUAAGUGAACCUGGGAAAGAACAGAAACCAGUUGCUGAUGACCAAGGGCAGAAGCCGUUGCUUCCCAAGUCGGCCAUUCUGCGCCUGUUGUCAGAAAUUGUGAAAUCCUAUAGUGCAUGCACUCAGUUGAUAACAGAACACAAGUACACUGCUGGUCAAAGUGAACUUAUUACUGAGAAUUGCAACAUGUUGGCAUUUGUUCUUGACCAGUUGUUACCUCCCUGCCAAACAUCUGGAGACCGUGACUGUCCAGCAUUAUCAAGGGUUUUAAUUGCCAGCAUUGCCUCAUGCAAUCAUUGCCCUGACGCUCAGACCCAGUUAGCUAUUGAAGUAAAAGCAGCCUUGCAGAGGGCUCUGAAUCUUCCUGAAAGUUCCGAGAAACACUUUCGUAUUCAAGCCUUAACAGGCAUUAUCAGCACAAUGAUUGAAUCUUGCCCUACACCUGGUCAGGUACCAAAUCAAGUAUUUAAAGGUCAGCAAAACCUCAUGAAUGUUGUGGUGAAAACGUUGAUUAAACGAGGUUUAGUGAAUGACCUUGCCCGUGUACCGCACAGCCUUGACCUCUCCAGCCCGUACAUGGCAUCUACCAUCAAUGCCACAUUGAAACCUUUGGAAACACUAUCUAGAAUUGUGAACCAGCCACAGGCACUUUCUACUAAAUCUAGAUCUAAAAACCAGGGAAUUAGCCGAGAAGUAAAUUCCUUUGUAGAAACGCUUGCUAACAAUGUGGAGGGCUUUUUUGGUUCCCUUUUAGGAGGAGAUAAUCAGCAAAAUUCUAGCACUUUAGAAUUGGAAGAUGCAGCUGCAGACCAAUCAGAUAUCAUCACAGAAUCAACUGUUACUGCUGCCGAGUCUGUUGAUAGUGAGCUACAGGCUCACAGUAACUUAGACCAUGUAAUAGACGAGUUAUUUCAAAGAGAUUCAGGUCGUGAUCCUGAACAGCAAGUCAUUAGUGAAAUAAUUAUGGAAACAGCUGAAGAACCCUUGUCGGCUCACAAUGAUGACGAGUCUCCAGAUGUUAUUAUUGAUGUCGAUGUUGAGCAGGAAGAAAUAGACAGGCAUGAUUCUCAGAUGAUAAGUCAAGAGAGUUCUGAAGGUGAGGAUGCUGAAAAUAAUGAAGAUGUUCAUGAAGAAGAAGGUUCCGAAGAGGAAAGUGGUUCAGGGGAUGAGGAAGGAGAUGUCUGUGACAAUGAAGAUGAUGAAGAGCAUGAAGAUGAGGAAGAUGAGGAUGAGGGUUCUGAGUGUAUGAUGGAAGCUGAUGACGAAGAUGAAGAUGAUGACUACCAGGAAGUGGAUAGUUCAAUGGCCCAGGCUGUUGAUGACGACUAUCUCCUCCGUGUGGAUGAUGUGUUCUCAACAGUGAUCCACAGGAACUAUAGUAAUCAAAUCUUUUCAGGCCAGCAUGUUGUUUUUAAUGAUAAUUCCAGUUUUCGUACUUAUCAUUUGCCAUUCUCUCUCCAUGAAGACAAUGGUAAUGAAACAUCAGUUCCUUCUUUGCCACCUGCUCCCAGUUCUGUGCCUACAACCCAUCCACUUUUGGUCCGUAACCCUGAACCAGCUCCAGUGAUGGGUGUGGCCCGCGUUCAUCGUGGCAACAGGCAGCGUAAUACAUAUCGCUUUAACCCAAGCACCUCAACAUUACAAGUUAAUAUCCACAGUGCUAACAACAGACAACCAAACACACCAGUUAUAUUACAAAGAUUACUAGGGCCAGACGUUCUACAGCUGACAACUGGUCAAGGAGCAGUCCCCUCACAGGCAAGAAUGGUUUUAGCUAAUGAAGAUCACCUGCGGUUUGUUUCUUCGCGCCAAGAUGAAGAUGUCUUUGAUGAAUUGUUUCAGGAUAAUUACCCUGACAAUAGUUCUGCCGGUCCCGGUGUCCUUUCUUGUAUUCCCUCAACACUCACACGUUGGACUGAAGAAGCCAAGGUGCUUGAUGGUGAUAGUGUACAUGAUUGUGUGACCAUUUUGAAGAGUCAGAUCAUUGACGUUUUGGAGAAACAUCGCAACAUGGAAUUAGAGGAACGCCGAGAAAAACGGCGAAAAGCAGCUGAAGAGGAAGCUGCCCAGAAAGCUGCUCAAAGCAAAACGGAAGAAACGAAGUAUGACAGUGCUAAUGCUGAGAAAAAGACUGAAGCUCCAACUUCAAACAUGGAGGUAUCUUCACAGGGAGGAAGUGGUAACGAAGCAGCUGCCGCCACUCCUGUUUUGACAUCAAAUUUAGGAACUAUUCCUGGGAAAGAAAACACUAGUACUCCUACAGGUGUCACUACAGAAAGUCAGAGUUCUGCUAUGGAGGCUGAACUAUCAGAGCAGGGUGCUACCUGGACCCCUCCUGGAAACCAGCCAUCUUCAGAGGAGAAGUCUGAUUUCUCUACUGUGACAAGCAGUGUUCCUCUUCCAACAGGGGACAGUGCAGCACAGCCAGCAGCUUCAAGCACUUCAGAUGGAAUUGGACUUUUGUGUACGGCUGGUCAGGUUUUGGCUGAGUCAUUCUCCACGCCCCCUCAGCCAAUCCCAAUCAACACCCCUAGGGCACCAGUACCUUCAUUACAGACGCGUCUGACCACAAGAAACAAAAAUUCCAACAUGGAAGACGAGACUCCAAUGGAAGUGAUGGUAACUUCUUAUAGCAGUGCAGCGACUGCACCUCAAGAAGGUGCUGCAGCCAGCAGUAGCCAAGAUGCAGGAGCUGUCUCUUUUCAACCGGUUUUGAGGCAGAGUUCCGAUGCUGAAGAGAAACCCAGCACUGGCUUCGUUCCAGAGAGCACAUCAAUAGACCUCAGUGCUUCGUCUUCAGUUGUUUUUGGUGCAAUGCCUGAUGUUUUAGGGUUGCCAACAACCACCACCACCACAACGACAACUACUACUACUGCUGCCAAUACUCCUGUCAGCUUGCAUUAUACAGGCAUGGCGAGUACUGACCCGACAACGCCAAUUCGAACUCAGGCCAGUGGUAUGAGUAUUCCACAGUUAACUUCAAGCUUAACACCAAAUAAUAUGACCGAUGUAUUGGCUGCUACGGUUUUUACUAGUACACCAACCACUGAAAGCAAUAAUAUAGUGUCUGUCACUGAUCGACCAUUAAGUACGUAUGGUCCAGAUGUCAGUUUUAACCAACCUCAACCUGCAAACCAAGAACAAGGAGAGCCAUCACUACCUGAAGGUGUUGAUCCAUCAUUUUUGGCGGCCUUACCUGAUAACAUUCGGCAAGAAGUGAUAGCAGAACAGCUUCGAUUGCAACGCAUCCAACAGAGAGCUCAACAACAAGCUCAGAAUAGUAGCAGUAGUAUGGGUCAUUUGGAGGUGAAUCCUGAGUUCUUGGCUGCACUGCCACCGGCUAUACAAGAAGAAGUACUGUCUCAGCAACGUGCUGAACAAGCCAGGUUGACUGCCCAACAAAACCCUACCAAUCCAGAAACUCCAGUAGAUCCAGCAAAUUUCUUUGCAUCGUUGCCAAGUUCUCUUCGUCAACAAGUGCUAGCAGAUAUGGAUGAUAGUAUGGUUGCAGUGUUACCACCUGAUCUGGCUGCUGAAGCCCAAGCGCUGCGGAGAGAAUUGGAAGAACGGCACCGUCGCUUAAUGCAAGAACGUUUCUUUGCUCAAGCUAGUGCAGGUUCGCUGUCAGCUAUACUCCGGCAAACUGGUCUUGCUGGAAGAUUGGGUACACGCUAUGCAAUUCGAGCUGCCCCGCGCAGUGGUAACCAAUGGUGUUGGAGUGGAAACCGUCCUGGACAGAGCAAUUUAAAUGCCAAUUCUGUUAAACUGCGAGGACGACUGCUGCUUGAUCACGAAGCUCUGACCUGUUUGCUUGUACUGCUGUUUCUUGAUGAACCUAAAAUUAACACAAACCGUCUUCAUCGUGUCUUUCGGAACCUCUGCUACCACGCACCAACUCGAGCCUGGGUGGUACGGGCCCUCCUCUCAAUCCUCCAGCGAACCAGCAACUGCACAAGAUUUGAUGGUGUUGUGGGUGAAAAAGGUAAAACAGACAAAUCGAUGAGGAAACGGUCUCAUUCCAUGCAAACUGACAGCAUAGCUGCCUUAAAAGUAGAUACCAAGAACCAAGCGUCAUGGCUGUCUAUUAGCCUGGAAGCAGCCCUCGGCUGCAGGACUAAUGUUUUCCAGAUACAACGAUCUGGGAAGAAACAUCCAAACUUGGCUAACUCUACUGUGACUAUACAUCAUCAAGCCGCUCCUGUGGUGUGUAGACAUGUCUUGGACUCUCUAAUAUCAUUAGCAAAGAGCUUUCCUAGUCAGUUCCUCCCACUCAGGAAAGCGAAAGAAGUUUCAAAAUGUGAUACAGACAAGGAUAAAGAUGGCAAAGAUAAAGAUGGUAAAGAUAAAGAUGAUGUUGAUAAACAGAAAGAUAAAAUUGAUGGGACUCCAAGCAGUCCACGUAUUAAGGAGCGAUCUGACAAACAGGAACCGAGUGGAAGCAGUCGACCUGAUUCAGACUUUUGGGACCUUCUAGUACGCCUGGACGGUCUGACUAACCGAAAGGGCAAGGGUCUACAGCGAUUACACAGCACAUCAGGUGUAGACACCGAAACCUACAAUGUAACAGAUUUUGAAUCUUCACCUCUCGGACAGUUAAUGGCAAUGCUAUCACAUCCUGUCAUUCACUCGAGUCAAAUGUUAACGGACAGAUUGUUACGUUUGUUAGGACUUGUAUCAAUUGGAUUACCAGAAUUAAUGGCUCAAAAACCACAAGAAGUCUCUACAACUAUGAAUCCGGUCAGUGCAGCGGUAACUACGCAAGCUGCCCCUACCUCAAUGUCGUUAUCCAUAGCUGGUGCCCCUGCUGUAGCUGGUAAUGUCACCUCUCCUGCUGUUACUAACCAAGCAGAUCUAUCUACAUUGACAUCUACACUACCUGAAGCCAUCAGUAAGACGCUUUUAGCAGAAGAAAUAACAGAGAAGACAGAGAUUGAAGAGCUGCAAGAUUCAUGGAAGAACCUCCUUAUAUUAGAAAAUCAACUUCAGUUAGCAGUUAAGGUGUUGACUUCCAAGUCUUGUUCUGAAGAAGGUCUGGAAGAUGCCACCAAUCUGUUGCUGCAGUUGUCUAGAGCCAAUUCUGCUACCCACAAUGCUGUGCUCAAAUUACUAUUGGAUGGCGCUCGAGAACUUGGUCACACGAUCUGUGACCAUAUCCGUAAGCUGCUGGUAGAAAUCAAAGAAUUGAACGGGAAGCUAAAAGAUAUCCAAGGAGAUGAGUCCAAGGACACAGGUCCACUGGUGAAAGGUUAUUUGACGGACAGGUUCACCCGAGCAGUUAAUGUUGUUGUGUCUGCCCCCACUAAAAUGAAGGGAGGUCAUGAUCUACAGUUGCCGUCAAUGUCUAUGUUGACCAGUAAGAACUCCAGCCAACAGUUCUUCCUUCGUAUCCUUAAAGUAAUCAUUCAUCUCAGAGAUGCUGCACGUCAGUCACUUGCCAAGAAGGCAAGAGCCGCAGGUGAAAGAACUCUAACAGACGAUGUGUUGGCACCGACCAUGGAAACAUUGAUAGACACCUCUGGCAGUGGUGGCGCAAUGUUCUCCUCACAAGAUGGAGCAGCUGCUACUCAAGCGCCUGCCUCUACGGCCAGCGGUACCACUGCUACAGAUGCUAACACCACCAGUACCAGCAGCAGUCAGGAAAUGACCAGUUCCACUUUAUCUGAGAACCAGCCAUCACAAUCUAUUACACAGCAACAAAGUUUCAUAGAAUCCGUCACUUUGAUGACAGAUUCUCAAAUGGAUGUCGAUCAAGCAGAGAAUUUAGUUGAUGACCGAAAAGGACGAUCAAGGAAGGAAGGAGAACUUCCUCGCCUUAGUGAUCAAUUACAGUUAGAUGAAAUGUGGCAGACCCUUGGAGACUGCCUCACAGAAUUAGCCAAGACACCUGACCACCAUGCCGUACUGAUUCUCCAACCAGCUGUUGAAGCCUUCUUUCUUGUGCAUGCUGGUGAGAAAGAAACAAAGAAAAACGAGCAACCAAGUCAGAAACGUGAAGAUCAGUUAUCUCACUUGAGUAUGGAAGUUGCACCAGCUUCGCCAUCUCCAGCAUCUGUUAUGGAGAACUCCACGUUACUUACCCGGGAAAAUUCUGUGGCGUCCGUAUCCUCUUUGGGACAUGCCUCAAGUGACACACAGAAAUUUUUAAAGUUUGCUGAAACUCACCGAACAGUAUUGAACCAAAUACUGCGACAGUCUACAACGCCCCUCGCUGACGGUCCAUUUUCAGUUUUGGUUGAUCACACUAGAGUCUUGGAUUUUGAUGUGAAGAGAAGAUAUUUCCGACAGGAACUAGAACGAUUAGACGAAGGUUUGCGUAGAGAAGAUUUGGCCGUCCAUGUAAAAAGGGAACAUGUUUUUGAAGAUUCCUUCCGGGACCUGUUUCGUCGAUCUCCUGAAGAAUGGAAGCACCGAUUCUACAUUGUGUUUGAAGGUGAGGAAGGUCAGGAUGCUGGUGGCUUGUUAAGAGAAUGGUAUGUUGUAAUAUCAAGAGAAAUUUUCAACCCGAUGUAUGCGUUGUUCCGUACAUCUCCUGGAGACCGAGUCACCUACACCAUCAACCCAUCAUCCCAUUGCAACUCUAACCAUCUCAGCUAUUUCAAGUUUGUUGGCCGGAUUAUUGCCAAGGCCAUUUAUGACAACAAGUUGUUAGAGUGCUUUUUCACACGCUCCUUCUAUAAACAUAUCAUUGGGCAGGCUGUCAAAUAUACCGAUAUGGAAAGUGAAGAUUAUUCCUUCUACCAAGGACUGGUCUUUCUGCUUGAAAAUGAUGUCAAAGAUCUUGGCUAUGAGCUGACGUUUAGUACAGAGAUCCAGGAAUUUGGUGUCACUGAGGCGCGAGAUUUAAAACCAGACGGACGCAAUUUAACUGUAACGGAAGAAAACAAGAAAGAAUAUGUAAAAAUAGUUUGCCAAAUGAGAAUGACCGAAUCGAUUCGCAAGCAGCUGGAUGCUUUCUUGGAGGGCUUCUAUGAUAUUAUUCCCAAACGCUUGAUCUCUAUCUUCAACGAGCAAGAACUGGAGUUGCUCAUUUCUGGUUUGCCUAACAUUGAUAUUGAUGAUCUGAAGGCUAACUCGGAGUAUCACAAAUACCAACCCAACUCUCUACAGAUCCAAUGGUUUUGGCGAGCAUUACGAUCUUUUGAUCAAGCCAACCGUGCACGGUUUAUCCAGUUUGUUACUGGAACUUCAAAAGUUCCACUUCAGGGCUUUGCUUACCUGGAGGGAAUGAAUGGCAUCCAAAAAUUUCAAAUCCACAGAGACGAUCGCUCCACAGAUAGACUGCCCACUGCACACACCUGCUUCAACCAGUUGGAUCUUCCUGCCUACGAGACCUACGACAAAUUGCGGCACAUGUUACUGCUGGCAAUAAAUGAAUGCUCUGAAGGGUUUGGUCUGGCUUAAUCAUUUCAACAUAACCAAAUGGACUUCAACAUGAGAAAUAUAAAAAAUA